AUGUCUGCUAACGAACCUAACCACCUAUUCUUCACCUCUAAAGAUGAUCCUCGAGAGGAUUGUAUCAUCAUUGGCUUCACCUACGGUACAUUCACUGCAGAGGGCACAGACAAGCCCAUCUUCUAUCGUUUCACCACCGAGCAAACACCGUCUGGAGAGACGAGGACAAGAAUUGCUCGUGGAAAUGGCGAGCUUGUUGCUUCUCUCGAUUGGUCGAUGCACGACCAGCUCGGGAUGGUGUCUAUCGGCGAAAUGCGAAGGCCAAUGUCAUACUGUAUUCGUCGGUUUCGAUAUCUUCAUCUAUCUCUCGAACUCACGGAGCCGUUGUGA
Postia placenta MAD-698-R-SB12 is the source of this 330-nucleotide messenger RNA. RefSeq lists its product as hypothetical. The transcript is spliced from 4 exons. Lineage: Eukaryota; Fungi; Basidiomycota; Agaricomycetes; Polyporales; Adustoporiaceae. The coding region runs from base 1 to 330 and encodes 109 amino acids. The record is from RefSeq and is a predicted model, not a curated record.